This is a messenger RNA of Gallus gallus (chicken), 9915 nucleotides long. RefSeq names its product Ras association domain family member 8 (gene RASSF8). The transcript is spliced from 7 exons. NCBI's taxonomy places the organism in Eukaryota, Metazoa, Chordata, Aves, Galliformes, Phasianidae. Bases 3547 to 4806 code for a protein of 419 amino acids. The record is from RefSeq and is a predicted model, not a curated record. Gene Ontology annotation, biological process: signal transduction.
ACAGUGAGGAAAGCUGCUGCGCCAGCGGGAGUGCGUGAGGUUCUGUUCGUGGUGGGUGAGAGCCGGGGGGACGCUGAGGAAAGCUGGGGCAGGAGCAGCGCAGCAGGGCGAGCGGGCGGCAGAACUUCGCGGGGCAGGAGAUGGAUCCCGCUCCGUGGUCCGCCCAGCCCCGAAGCGUGGCUGUGGUGAUCCAGGACCCGGCUGGGCCGGGGUGGACUGUGCUCCCUCAGCGAGGGGCUGCGUCCUUAUGCCGGCAGCGCGUUGGGCUCACGGAGCUCAACACUGCUGGCGGGCUUCGUUGGUGCGGGAGAUGAGAGCAGAGGGAACGCGAUGGGUUCCAGCGUCCCUUCUGGAAUUGCACCUGUCACCCCUCGCGUCCAGGAACUGUGGAUGUGUCAGAGCUUGACAGAUUAACACCUUCGCUGGGGCUGUGCGGAGCCGUGUUGGUGCUGUAGCACGCCUUGGGAAGGCUGUGCCUAACCAGACACCUGCUCACACGGGUUUGGUGCUCACAAGUAAUGGGGUGGGUGGUGGGGUGGUGGUGUUAGGCGCUGUGGAAGUGAAGCCUGACUGUUGGUUCAGUAGAGAGCGUGUACUUUGGGAAGAUGAGGUCAGCUCCUUAGGUCUGAAUGGAGCACUGUGGCUCAUGGCUGAGUUGUUGCCUCUUGAUGGAUUCUGUUCCUUAAGGCCGCAGGGUUCAAGUGCAGAUGAAGCCCUAUUCCCCUCUCUUCCUUUAAAGAAGGGAGAAGCUACAAUUUGUUACCGAACUCUGAUUAUAGCUAACAACAAAAUAGGCUGGGGGUUGAACCGGAAGCAUUUAUUUUUGUGUUAGCAAUUCCUUGCGUAUCCAAUGGCUUUUUGGCUCAGGGGGAGCGGAAAUGACUGCUUGUCACUGCGGUGUUCAGCUGUGUGCCCUUCACGGUGAGGCUCAGAUUCACUUUGUAUACUUGUGUAACUUCUGUCCUUCCCACCCCCACAAGCCUGACAGAACCUGACCACAGUUGUGUGAUUUCUUCUUGCUCUUUCCCGGGGACGAGAAACUUUGUAGUCGGGGGAAGUGGAUGGGGGGCAAAGUAACCAAGUGUGGUUAGCAAGAAGCCUGAGUCUUGGGAAGCUGUGCUGAGAGCCUAGCGCCGUGGGUCCUGUUCCUGCCUUUGCCAUGGAAUGGCAGUGUGACCUCUACUGAAGCUGUCGUCUUAGCUGUGCCUCGCAGGACGUGGAGGCUUUCAGAAUAACUGAAGUACUCUUACACGUGUUAUUUAGGGAUAAUUCUGUCCAAACGCAUUGCUCUGUUUGGCUGUGAUUUGGAAUGCUGGUCAGGUGGUGGUUAUUCUUGUGCUAAUGUUUGUUCUUAGGAAGCUGUAAAGCAGAACUCUUGAUCGGUAUUUAUUUUGAAUGACGGUGCACCAGAUUUUUGCAUUGCUGACACAGUUUUGAGACUUUUUUUAUCCCUUGUAUACUUUGAGAAUAUUGCAUGCUUUGUCUGUGAUACCUCGUUGGGGUGUGAAUUUGCUCAGUACUGCCCGGGCUCUCCCAAAAGAAACCCCAUGAGCUUUAAUUGCAGGGUGGAGAAUGGGUCGGGGAGCCCCCUCAGUGGGAUGCGUGCAGCUCUUGGCUGUUUCUUGAGCUCUGUAAUUAAGAGAUUGGCUUAGUACGUGGGUUUUUUGUUUGCUUUCUAAUUUUAGGUCUUUGCCGAGAUUCUGAAGUCUUUAAGAUCUCUAUCUUGAAAUUAAAUGUAAAUGCUCUGUGGUUUUCUGGGGCUUUCUUGAAACGUUGGAUUUUACAACUCUCAAGCCGGGACCUUACAGCCUAACAUGACAUACUGUGAUCUCAGUGCUCGCCUUCCUGUGCCGUUUGAGGUUUGUAGCCUUUGUAAACAACGGGCUCGAUCCUGUUGGAAGUGGUUCUCUGCUGUGGAUGAGAGACUUUUCUGUAGAAACUUGCUGUUAUGCAGCUGUAGGUACAAAUUGCUAUCUUCUUGCCUAUGCCUAUACAAGCUCCUCGCUGUUGCCGUCUAGGCAGGCAGUCUGUCUUCAAAUUCAGUUUCACAAAUACCUGAUUUCUUUUUAUCCUUCAAAGUGUACGUUGAUCUCUCAGCUCCAGCAAGAAGAGUUCUGCUGUCCAAUUACAGCAUGCUCGCGUUGUUUUCUGUAUUCACAAUAUUUUCUCCUGCCAUCGUUGUGAUGUUUGAAUGGCACCUUUCUCUGCACUGAUACAACAUGGGGAGGGGAGAGAAUUGCCUGUGCCUACCAAGCUGAGCAGUACUUCUGCUUGCCCCACUUUCUUACCCGUCAAGUUGAGAUCGGAGCCCUUAUGCUGCCUCAGAAAGGAGGAUGGUUUUGAGCUGUAGCUUACAGUUCCUUGUCACAGCUGCCACGGGGGUUGCAGGCUGGGCCCCUCUUGCUGUUACUUUUGCUCAGACUCAAUAAGCAUCGAGUUGUCUUUGUGAUAGUGUAAAUAUGAAGGUGGGAGAAUAGAUCUGAGAGGAGAUGAGGAAAUUUGUGCCGUAAGCCUUUGGAAGGGGGAGGCACUUAAGAAACCCGCUUCAUUUACCUUUUUACUUGGAGCUACUACUUAAAGGGGAGAGGAAUCUGUCUUCUUUCCUACCGUGCUUGGAGAAAGGGCUUACAGACAACAAAGGACAUUGUAAUGCUUUCCAAUAGUCCAGGAUUAUUGAACAAAAGCGUCUUGCUGUGCAAUAUUGCUGCUGUGCUCAGUGUUGUAUGAUAACACAUGUUUCUCAGCUGUUGUUGAUUCCUCAGUGGCACAGACUUCAAAAGAAUGUGCUGAAAGAGAACCGUGGCCAGGAGAGAAAACGAGUUUUGUUCCAGUGACCUGUACCAUCCGUCCGCUUAAAUACUUAGUGGAGCUAUUCCAGAGCGUUCAGGCACACAGUGAAGGCCAGCGAGUGAUUACAGCUGGAAAUGGAGCCUGCUACGAAGAGAUCACCUAGAGAGCUCUUACGUGCCACCUUCCCCUCUAACCCCCCUGCCAUCCUGGAGCAGAUGAGGCUCAUUGUUUAGGGUAUCUUUCAACAUGACAUUGUCCAACUCCUAAUGCUGUUGGGAUUUAUUUAUUUUUACUCUCUAUGCUAUCUUUAGCACAAGAAUAGGUAAUGAGGACAGAAGGUCAUCUCUCCGGUUUCCUUUUGAAUAUAACAAGCCAAGUCUGUAAUUUAAGGACUUGGGCUAUUACUGCAACAACAGUACCGUGUAUUCAGUGAAGAGGAUUUUCCUUCACAAUGAGUGGGAAGUGGUCGUACAGAUGCACUAAGAGGACACUUGUAUUUUGGAAAAAAUGUGAGAUACUUUAGAGGUGGCUUUUCAUCAGCAAGCAAAUGGCACGGCUCUAAAGCAAGUGACCUUGUCAGCAGAGCUGGCCCUUAUGCCUGCAGCAGCAGAUUGCACUAAGCCCGCUGCAUAACCAGACAUCUCCAUCUGUCCUCGCUUGCAGCUCCUGAGAAAAGACCGCUGCAUUAUCGGUGCUGUAGCUGCAAGCAUGACUUGACUGAGUUGCAUUCAUGGCUCUUGGAUGAUCUGGUGAACCAUGGAGCUCAAAGUAUGGGUGGAUGGAGUGCAGAGAAUUGUCUGUGGAGUCACCGAAGUCACAACAUGUCAGGAAGUUGUAAUAGCCCUUGCCCAGGCUAUUGGGCGCACCGGGCGCUACACGCUGAUCGAGAAGUGGCGGGACACCGAGCGGCACCUGGCGCCGCACGAGAACCCCAUCGUGUCGCUCAACAAGUGGGGGCAGUACGCCAGCGACGUGCAGCUCAUCCUGCGCCGCACCGGGCCCUCCCUGAGCGAGCGGCCCACCUCGGACAGCGUGGCUCGCAUCCCCGAGAGGACGUUGUACCGGCAGAGCCUGCCGCCCCUGGCCAAGCUGCGGCCCCAGAACGACAAGGCCAUGAAGAGGAGGGAGCCCAAGAGGAAGUCCCUGACCUUCACCGGCGGGGCGAAAGGGCUGAUGGACAUCUUUGGGAAAAGCAAGGAGUCCGAGUUCAAGCAGAAGGUGCUCAACAACUGCAAAACGACGGCGGACGAGCUGAAGAAACUGAUUCAUCUCCAGACGGAGAAGCUGCAGUGCAUUGAGAAGCAGCUGGAGUCCAACGAGGCCGAGAUCCGGUACUGGGAGCAGAAGUACAACGCCAGCCUGGAGGAGGAGAUCCUCAAGCUGGAGCAGAAGAUCAAGAGAAAUGAAGUGGAGAUCGAAGAAGAGGAGUUCUGGGAAAACGAGCUGCAGAUUGAGCAGGAGAACGAGAAGCAGCUGAAGGAGCAGCUGCAGGAGAUGAGGCAGCGCAUCCUGGAGUGCGAGGGCAAGCUGAAGGACUACAUGUCCCAGAUCCACAACAUGGAGAGCGGCCUUGAGGCAGAGAAGCUGCACCGGGAGGUGCAGGAAUCCCAAGUCAACGAGGAAGAGGUCAAAGAAAAGAUCGAGAAGGUGAAAGGUGAAAUCGAUAUUCAGGGCCAGCAGAGUCUGAGGUUGGAAAAUGGCAUCAAAGCUGUAGAAAGAUCUCUGGGCCAAGCUACCAAGCGGCUACAGGACAGGGAGCAAGAAUUAGAGCAACUGACAAAGGAGCUGCGACAGGUCAACCUCCAACAGUUUAUCCAGCAAACAGGAACGAAGGUCACAGUGCUGCCAGCAGACCCUGUUGAGGUGGAGGCCCCACCGGUGGAGCUUGAGAGAGAGCCGACGUUUCAGUCGGGGUCACUGAAGCGCCCUGGAUCAUCGAGGCAGCUCCCCAGUAACCUUCGGAUUCUGCAGAAUCCCCUGUCGUCUGGUUUUAACCCGGAGGGCAUUUAUGUAUGACAUUAUAUACCUCUAGGAGAGGACCUAGCAAGGUAUCCUGGACACAAUACACUUUUCUUUUGUUCUGCCAAUGAUCAAUGGAAGAAGUUUUGUUAUUGUUUUUCUUUUUUUUGUUAAGCCACCCUAAUUUUUGUCUUCUUCCUCCAACACACUACUUGGAGCCAUACCUUGUGCACUGAUGCUGAAGAGACAGAGGAACUGUCUCAAUUCAUUAUUGGCAAUGGUGAAGUUGCUGUCACACACCUAGAGCGCAAAACCAAAUGGAGGUUUUUGCCACUUCAGAAGCAUUUGGGAAAGUAUUAUUCCAUGUAUAGGCAUAAAUAAAAGACUGAGGGUGAAGGAAACCAUGUAUGCAACUGAUUUGAGGUUUAAUUUAUUCCUUUUAAUCAAUGGACGUGUGAAUGUUGACCUUUUAUAUUUUUUAUUUUUUAACUUGUGAAUGGUCAUGUAUGGUUGUACAUCAGUCUGACAAGGUGACUUUAAUUUGCAUGUGCAGACAUCCACCAUUUGACCAAGUGCAACAACUUGCAAUGCGGAGAGUUGUGUGCUGAACCUCCAAAAUGGUUUCUCACCACUGACUUUGUUCAUUUCUGUUGUGGGUCAUAUGUCAUGUUCCAUCCGUUGCUACCUUUUAAGAUUUGAAAAGAGAGUUUGUGGGAUUUACUUGCUGUUGAAUCUGCCUUGAGCAAAGCACCUAGUGUUCAAAAGACUGACGGAAUUAAAACCUUAGCUUGGUAAGAAUAUUUCCAGCAUACGAUUGAGGAUGCACUAGUUAGAUGAUAUUUUAUUAUAUAGAAUGUAUAUUUGAAAUAUUUUGCCACAUUGUAUAUGCCUUUUGAGAAAAGAACAAUGUAAGAAGUUGUCUUCAUAUAUCUUACCAAAAGAGAGUAAGAGGCUUUCACUGUGUGUGAUUUUGUACUUUAUUUCUGCCAAUAGCCAUUACAGUGUUCUUGUUUUGCAGUAAAUCAUGCUGUUGGAGGACAAAGAAAAACAAACCAACACAAAUGAGCAUCCUCUCCCAGCCUUCCAGAGUUCACCCAGCUUUUGUGGAGGGAAGAAACCUGGCAGAGUCUCAUGAGGUCGAUAGCAGAGCUUCUGCUGACUUGAGCGGAGCUAGGCCAAUUGCAUUCCAGGUUCCCAGUGUAAAAUGGUAGACUUUAACCCCUUUGAAAAUGUACUGCUGCUCAGUCAUUCACAGAACAUGAAGUAUGCAAACAGAAAAUUAAAAGAUCUGGUAGAUGUUUUUUUACAAAAAAAAAAAAAACCAACAACCCCAGACCAACAGAGAGAGAACAUUUUAUCUUAACGUUACUCUAAUGCAAUCAAAGCGAGGUUUAGACAAAAUGGCUUUAGUUCAGAAAGAUACUACCAAGUCGCAUGUUGGGUGUGGGUCUUGAAAUUGGGUUGACAGCAUGCAUACCAAGUUUGCAGAGUAAGUUAUUGGCAUCGGUUGGACACCUGAUAUACGUUAGGAGGCUACAGCCUCAUGGAUGAGAUAGAGAAUGGAUGGACCUUACCUAGUUGCAUUUGGAUUUCCUGUUUUAACAACAGCUCAAACCGUCAUCCACACAUUUGAGGUCACCAAGAUGCGAGAGGGUGUCACAGUGCUGUCACUGUAGUGUUUAAUAUUUAGGUCCCCAGAGCACAAAAACAAAGAGGAACCCCAGAGUUCAAUCAGUGGCAAAAUGACAAAACUCCCAAUACCUUUGGUAGGGUCAGGAUUUUACCGCUGGUAGGAAACUCCAAGCUUUUUAGCCAUAGAAAAUUUUUAACUCCUAGCAUCCUCUUGUGUUGAUUUACUGAUGUGCAGAUAAAUGUUAAUUUCAAUUUCCUUUUUUUUUCUUUUUUUCUUUUUUUUUUUUUUUAAAGAAAAGGAGCUUCCUAGUCAUACUGACAAACAGAAGCUUUAUCAGAUAUAGUAGAAGAUGAAGGACUCUUGAGUGUUCAAUGCAUUUUUUAUUUUCCACUUAUUAAUGGCAUCAUAUAUUCUAAAAAUGCUGCUGUACUUAGACUAACAGCAACAGAUAAGGCUGUGAAUAUAUAAAGGACCUUUCCAAAUGGACUCUGAAUUUUUACCGUUUAAAUUAUCAGGUCUUCUUUUUUCCUUGUGAGUAAACUGGAAAAUGAGAUGUUCCUACCCAAGGAACCUUCGCAGUGCUCACAAUUUUACUGUUAGUUUAUCACAACUCUGUGCUCAUGUUUACUGUGCCCAUAACUUUGUAUUAAAAAGAGAAUGUGUAUAUAGAUAUAUAUAUAUAUUAAAAAAAAAAAUGUAAAAUAUACAUAGUUUCAGGACAAUAUCUGUCCAAGGUACUUGAGCAUAUAUGCCUUACAAUAUGGGUUCAAUUUACAGAAAAAGAAUAAAUGGCCCUCUCCAGUGAAUAUCUUGCAUCUUCAGCACCUCCUCUUGACACUAGAGAACUGAGGCACUCAGCACCUUGCAAAGUCUGGCCCAAAUUAUGCUGCAUGGGGACGGGGGGAAACGCAAGGAAAAGCCCGUUGCAAUCUUAGCCUUGUACUGAGAUGAAGCAGUUUAAGGUAGAUGAGCAUACAUACCCACCUAACGUUGUUGUCAGACUUUAAGUGACUGGUCCAUCUCCCACAGAUACCAGUUUGAGCUGAACUGAGCUCUUGGAUCAUAAAAAACAAAUUGCCCUUUUUCUCUGUGAGGUUAUUCCUGAGGUUAGAGGGAGGAGGACAAGCAUUGAAAGGAAGGGGAAGAGCAGCUUUGGAGGGCUUGAGUUAUGGUUUCCUAAUAGAACCAAGGAGGGAUUUUCCCAUUGAAGUUAAAAAAUAAAAAAAAAUGGCACCUGCUGAUGGCAGCAGCUGUUUGACUGAAGUGCCAGCCUAGAGCCGGCUCAAAAAUAGCCACUGAAGCACCAAGGGGAUCCUCCUUAUCAGGGCUUUAGCGUAUGUCAGGGUGGUCUAGAAAACGUUUACAGCUUCAGCCACUGCUGUGGCAAAGGAGAGGCUUUUGUGUCUGAACGUGCCAUUUGUGAGGCGGCGAGCCAUCUGCAGCUCCCUCCCCCCGUACUCCUGUUGCUUACUGAAUUUCAGCCAGGUUAAAGCUUUGUAGCACUUUCACCCUCUCUGUAAAUAAACCAAAAAGAAGUGGCAUGCCAUCACAUUAAAUGUGAAUCGAACAAUGUAUUGCAGUUAUAAAACUUCCUCACGUUACGGCGCUAAGAGUUUUGCUUGUGAUCAAUUACAGAACCUCACUCUUUUUUUUAGAAAUACAGAAAAAUUCAUUUUCAGAAGUGUUUCAAACCUCCUCACGGGGCAUUAGCAGAAAAGAAGUUACGCGUACUCAUUCUAACAGGUGCCAGAUUAUGUGCUGGCCAGCAUGAUAACUAUUUUUGUUUGCAUUAAAUAGUUGAAUACGUGAGCACUGUUUUCCAGUGCACGGGGAAUUUAUAUGGAGAACUCCUGAAGUUUAUUACUCGUGGAAAUUAACUGUUACCUCUCCAAUCCAUGAGGAUGCAGUUUAUUUUUGGUGGUGAUGCUAUGUUGUUGGGGGAAGGGGGAGUGACGGACUGACAAGCCAAUAGGGUAAUGCCAAGGUAAACGUUCUGAAUGCCCAAGCAACGGAGAAAUGCAAAUCCCACUUUGAAAAGUGAGCUAGGAACCUGCCUCCCGUUAUCCCUGGGUGGGACUUAGGUUCCCAAGUGCCUGAAUUGCUUCUGAAAAUGCUAUGUUAGCUUUGUGAUUACUUGUUUUUAUAAACCCCAGCAAGCUGGAAGGAAGUUCUUUAGCAAGAGAACUACCACUAGCAUUAGCAAUACACAAACAUGCUUUCAUUGUGAGGUAAGAGGGAAAAGAUCUUUUAGUGAAGUAAGUCUCCUCUUGGGGCAAUAAUUGCCUUCUUUUUAGCUUGAAGAGUAUAUUUUAGUGAACUGGGAUCAUAUGAGUAUGAACAAAAACCAGAUCUUGUAAUUUUAGUGAGUUAUCUUGAAGCAUAUAAAUUCCUGAUGUGCAUUAACUCGAGUGAAUUGGGCCUUAAUGAUCCAUGUGAAUACCAAAACUGUAUUCAGAUAUUUUUUUUUUUUCCAGAAAAGAGUCUCUAACGGUCUGUACUGUAUCAAAAUUGCUAAGUGUCCGAGUGUUACUUUAUAUUACACUUUUUUUUUUUACAGAACAUUGAAACAUGCAUGUUUGUUUGCUACAGUAUUUUAAUGUUUUGGAUGAAGGCCAUCAGUUGUAUGGAGAUGACAAAACAAUCACUCUAUUUAUUCAGUAUUGCUGCUUAAAGUUUUCAAAAUAAAGCUUUCAAUGCCAAUACAGUGACUGAUUGAAAGCUGCUCUAGCUCUCUUCAGCUGGUUUUUUUUUCCCCUUUUUUUCUGUUUAUAGAAAGCUAAAGAACUGAAACUUGGUAUAUAAGCUGUUCUACCAGCAAGGAGUUAUUGCAAUAAUACUGUGGGAUGGCUGGGAGUAUGUGUGCAGUAUAUACAUAAAUACAUGCAUGCAGUGAAUGCCUUGAGUAAAUGGACUGCUGAAGAACGUUCAAAUCCUUUGCAGCGUUGCAAGCAACUUCCAGGUGCGACCAAAUACUGUUCUAAUGCUUCAUACCACCGUGCAACGCUUAGGAGGGACGGAACGAGUAGAGGUGGUCUUAAAGGAUAAAUUCAGAGUCCUUUGAACCAAAUAGAGUUUAAGCACAGAUGUGUUUUCUGAAUUGGGCCUAAAAGCAUGUUCUGCUAGAAAAGUCUUUUCUGUUGCAGCAAGGAUGCUUCAUUUCAAGCGUAUUUGGUACCUCUGAAAAUGCAAGCGGUUCCGAGAUGGAUCAAGUACGUCCAGUAUCUUUAGUAAAAAGGGUAUCAAAAUGCAGAGGACAUGCAUGCUCGUGAAUAUGGCCACCUGGUGAAACUACUCACUGGGGGCUCAGACUGGAAGAUCUGAGUUGCUGAAGCUUUAACAUUGAGAAGCAAUGCCAACUAACUGUGAAAACACAAAUGAGCGUUUUCUUACUGCUCUGCUUCAAUGCAAGAUAAAAAUCUGUACUAUAUGUAACUAUAUUUUGUCAUUUAAAAAGCUUCUAUUUUUGAUUAUUCUCAUGAAUGGUUGACAAAAGAUAUUGACUAUGCUCCCAUACAAUAAAUUCCCCUCUGAAA